Sclerotinia sclerotiorum 1980 UF-70 is the source of this 327-nucleotide messenger RNA. RefSeq lists its product with no specific name. Bases 1 to 327 code for a protein of 108 amino acids. Lineage: Eukaryota; Fungi; Ascomycota; Leotiomycetes; Helotiales; Sclerotiniaceae. The record is from RefSeq and is a predicted model, not a curated record. The transcript has a single exon.
AUGUUCAACUUUACCGUCCAUUUCAACCACGCUAUCAUCCGGGGUGAUCGCAUCCUUAUCCGCGCCACCUACGGAAGCACCCCCUUCCACCUUGGCGAUUUGGAGGGGCACAAUGUCACCGGAAGAGUUGUACCAACUCCUUCAGGUGGCAUUGAGCUCUUCACAGUAAGGCUCAACGGCCAAGUUGUGGCCUUUGAAUUCGAUUCCUUCAAUGCGUUGGAAUUCCACGAAUUCAUCUCCAGCCAACUUCCUCCAGCUCUUCGACCCGCCCCCUUGACUGGUCUUGAGGAGAGGAUCGCACUUCUCCUCUCGCGCCACGCCAAUUAG